CCAAGACUGACAUCAAGCUCUGUCAGACACGCAUUUCUCAAUCACGAUGGAAACAAAUUCCUUCACCUACAUGCAGACGCGCUUCACGCCCGAAGCCAAAAACUCCAUCAGUCUUCUUGGUGACGUUGAUGCCAUAGACACAAGUACUCGAGAGCUUCAACAGAUCCAAGAGACCGAUAGUGGCGCCGGAAACGCAUCGCGACAGUCAUUGAACCCCCGUAUCCAAUUUUUACGUCUUUCAGCCAUUGUACGAGGCAGACAGGGCGUUCCUGGUUCAACACCUCCAUAUCAGCCGGUGCCACCUUCUCUGCAUCGGAUAGGCCCUGAAGAAGAGGAAGAGAGUGUUGGUCAGUCGUCCAAACGGCAGUCCGGUUCGCCUCUACGCAAUCUCGCCUACUCCGUACCGCAUCUGGGGUAUGAGUCACGACCCUCUUAUCAUAGCGCACGCCAACCUCGUCUUAAAAACUACCACAGAACUCGAUCCCUGAGACCAUCCAGGAUGCCUCAAACCGGAUUUCAAGCCCUGAUCCUGUGCGGUCCAGGUAUAGGGUUGAGCACAUUCACCAGCAUUCCCAACGAAUUUCCCAAGGCUCUUGUCGAAGUAGGCAACCGGCCCAUGAUUUGGUAUGUCCUAGACUGGUGCUACCGCAUGGGCGUUAUAGAUAUUACCCUAGUUACUCCACCAACUUCAAAAGAACCCAUUGCGGCAGCGCUCGCACAGAAUCCUUACCUCACAUCUUUACCUUCACCAAGUCCCGACCUCCUCGCACCAAAGGAUCUGGAAUUCACAACACCUACUGCCGAACUGAUCCGACUUCCAGAGGUCCAAGAUGUACUCAAAUCCGACUUCAUACUCUUGCCAUGCGACCUUAUCUGUGCCAUACCUGGAGAGACUUUCCUCGAGACGUAUCUCACCCGUCUGGGUGGACCCGGCGGUAUCGGUUACAGCGAAGAUGCUGAAACCUCACGUAAUGAAUUGCUGGCUCUCGGUGGCGAGUCUCGUGGACGUCGUGGCGGCUUGAGCAUAUGGUACAACACUCUCGAUCGCGAAGAAUCCGUCAAACACGAAGAAUGCGACUUCAUGUGCACGACGAAACUCGACCCGGAACAGGACAUUCCUUCAUCCCUAAGCAAAUCCUCUCACGACCAGGGCAUACUCCGCAAACUCGUCUGGGCCAUGCCAAUGUCAGAGCUCUGGGACCAAUGCGAAGAGGACAAGGCUUGGAAGAUCCGGCAGUCUCUCCUGCGCAAACACGGUGCUAUCAAAUGUCUCACCAAAUAUCGCGACUCGCACAUUUAUUUCUUUCCUUUCUGGGUGAAAGUUUUCGCAAAUCUCAAUGAGGACUUUGAAUCAGUCAGCGAAGAUCUUGUCGGGACGUGGGCAAAAGCGGAGUGGCGGAAGCCAUCCUAUCGAGCACGUUUUGGCGCCAGGAAGAUCUUCUCACCAGCUUCGAAUGGCAACAGAGUAGAGCUACCUAGCCACGAACUGCCCAUUGAAGAAGAAAUCGAUCUCCUCAGCUUGAGUAGUACGCAAAUCACCACGCCAGGGCAGAUGAAUUUGACGCCACAGGCACGCACAGCGAGACUUGCUACGAGAGUCCACGCCGACCCAGAGGAUAGUGUUCUCUCGCCUGACGGUGGAUCUCAAGACGACGAGGAAGACGGUCCAGUUCCGCUCGUCCCGCCAAUCCUGUCAUACAUCCUUCCAUCUACACCUGAUGCUCCGCUGGUUCGACGGGUCGAUAACACGCCUCUACUACUUUCUGUUUCACUUUCUCUUGCAAAGGUCCCGUCAGUAGAAGAGUCAGUAGCGGCGAAGAUACCUGUAUCACCGUUCGCCCACCAGGCCAAAGUUCACGCUACGACAACAAUUGCGCCAAGAGUCACGAUUUCUAGGUCAGACACUCUUAUCGACAGUAACAGUACGAUUGCGACGCAGUGUGUGAUCAAGUCUAGUGUGAUCGGUGCAAGUGUGGCCAUUGGGACUGGAACUAGAAUCACGGGGUGUGUGAUAAUGGAUGGUGUCACGAUAGGGGACAAGUGCGUCCUCACAAACACCGUGGUGGGAAAGAAGGCCAAGAUUGGGAACAAGAGCACACUCGUGGGUUGUGAGGUACAAGAUGGCAAUGUUGUUGUCGAUGGAACAGAAGGAAAGAACGAGAAGUACCUUGUUGGUGGGCUGGAGGAUGAAAUGGAAGAUGGUGACAUGGGAUCUGAUGACGAGGGUGAAGAUGCUGAAGACGGUGAAGGAUUGACGCUCGAAGGCUGAUGAGCAUUAAUUAGAUGUUACGAAUGGAAACGGCGCCUUGUGAAAUGGUCAAGAUGAAAUGGUUAAGAACAAGAACCACCGAAAGAAUCAGGCAUCAUUGUUCAUUCACUUGUAUUUUAUAGAGCAGACUCUACGUGAGUAGUUAUCUACUACUUAAAAGCUGGCAUUGAUGAGGAUACGACAAAACAAAACAUUUGAUCUG
Exophiala oligosperma is the source of this 2471-nucleotide messenger RNA. RefSeq lists its product as uncharacterized. Gene Ontology annotation, molecular function: guanyl-nucleotide exchange factor activity; translation initiation factor activity. NCBI's taxonomy places the organism in Eukaryota, Fungi, Ascomycota, Eurotiomycetes, Chaetothyriales, Herpotrichiellaceae. The coding region runs from base 47 to 2269 and encodes 740 amino acids. Gene Ontology annotation, biological process: cytoplasmic translational initiation. The record is from RefSeq and is a predicted model, not a curated record. The transcript has a single exon. Gene Ontology annotation, cellular component: eukaryotic translation initiation factor 2B complex; guanyl-nucleotide exchange factor complex.